Messenger RNA from Nicotiana attenuata, 1188 nucleotides. RefSeq names its product putative F-box protein At3g10240. Gene Ontology annotation, molecular function: protein binding. The coding region runs from base 1 to 1188 and encodes 395 amino acids. The transcript has a single exon. NCBI's taxonomy places the organism in Eukaryota, Viridiplantae, Streptophyta, Magnoliopsida, Solanales, Solanaceae. The record is from RefSeq and is a predicted model, not a curated record.
AUGGUGCCAUCUAAUGGCAAAAGAAAUGGGAAGCAGAAAGAGAAAGGGAGCUCCAAAACUACAAAGAGCAGAGCUCCAGCUGACUCAACGACGUCUGACUUGUAUUUCCCAAGAGAAAUCAUCUCUAACAUUCUUUCCCGUCUCCCUAUUAAGAUCCUUUUACGGUUCAGGUGCGUAUGCAAGCAAUGGCGAAACCUCAUUUUUAAACCCAACUUCAUCGCCGCUCAUUUCUGCCACUCCUCUGCUUUGCAGCGCAGUGGUUCAUCCAUUGUUAUACACACCCGCCAUUACGAGACCUCCGACCAUGCACUCUCACUGUACAACCCGCAUGAUGAAUCAAUUGUCGAGCUGGACAACCCUUAUCCUUGCUUCUUUCCCAAUAUGUUCGUUGCGGGUCCUGUCAAUGGCAUUGUGUGCCUUUUUCAGAAAGCUUCAGGUGAUACUUUUACCCUUUGGAACCCAGCUAUGAGGAAGUAUGGGAUGGUGCCGCUUUCGCGGAACAAACCCGAUGAGGGAGUGCACUGUUGGGCAUCCAUCGGGUUGGCGUUUGAUCCCCAAGAGAAUGAUUUGUUGCUCUUGAGAAUCUUUUGUGUUGUGCCAGGAUCUACAGUCCCGAACCAUGUGGAAAUGUAUUCAACCAAGAGUUUCGGAUGGAAGAAACUGAAAUGUGACCUGGUUUUUAGUAUAUUUUGCAAUACUUGUCUUGCGAUCGUUAAAGGGGUUCCUUAUUGGUUGGCUUUUGUAACUGAUGAAUUUGGGUUGCGUACAGUGUUGGUGCGCUUUGAUGUGGGCAACAAAGUAUUAGAGAAGUUACCUAUGCCAGGAAUCGGAGAGGUGGCUGAUCAAUGUAUUGUCACCAUAGAGGAUUCUAUUGGUUUGUUAACUCGGGAGGAAAGAGACGAAUGCUAUAUUAGUGUUUGGGUAAUGGAUGAAGAAGAUGGUCGGAGUAAGAAAUGCAAGGCAGGACCGUUACUCGGGUUUGACGGAAUUGUGGGCUGUUUGAGGAAUGGUGACAUUGUUGUUGAGAAUGAAAGUGGACUGUUGUUCUUUGAUCCAGUGACUAGUUCAGUUAUGGUAAAACUGAGUGUUGAUAAUGCUAAGAAGGGUUCAUAUGAGAUUUUCAACUAUUCGGAGAGCCUACUUCUGAUCGAAUGGAUGCUACCAGUUAAUAAGCAAGCUAAAGAAUAA